AUAGUAAAGUGUUCAUACCUACUCUCUCCUUCAAUUCAACCAUAUUCUCCCGCUAAUCUCGCCAUCUUCCACUCUCUUCUCUCUGGUUUUGUCAUAAUUAUCAUCUCCGCAUCACAACCCCACUCUAUCCUCACUUCCACCUUCAUUCACUUUCACACACACCAUGACUUUACUUUUCUUCAUCUCUUUCUUUUUCUUUUUCUUCACCAUCACUAUCACCACCUCUGCACCACCACCACCACCACAACCUCCUCCUCCUCCUCCGCCAUACCCCUACGGUUUAUCCUACCACAUUAACUGUGGCACUUCUGCCAACUCCACAGACUCCUUCAACACCACAUGGCUUUCCGACCGUUUCUUCUCCGCCGGCUCCUCCGCCCUCGUCUCCCAGCCUCUCAACUUCCCCCUCCCCUCCGAGAAAACCCUCCGCUUCUUCCCUCCCUCCUCCUACGGCAAGAAAAACUGCUACACCUUCCCCUCCCUCCCCUCCUCCUCUCGCUACCUUCUCCGCACCUUCACCGUCUACGACAACUACGACGCCAAGUCCCGCCCUCCCUCCUUCGACGUCGCCCUCUCCUCCACCGUCCUCUUCAGCUGGCGCUCCCCCUGGCCCGAGUCCACCGCUGCCAAGGGCGCCUACUCCGACCUCUUCGCCUCCCUCUCCAACACCUCCUCCUCCCUCGAUCUCUGCUUCUACGGCUUCGCCACCGAUGCCCCCCUCAUCUCCUCCAUCGAGCUCAUCCAGGUGCACCCUGCCGCCUACGAUGCACCCGACAACAUUAUCCUCGUCAACUACGGCCGCAUUUCCUGCGGCGCCCCCCAGCAUUGGGGAGCCGCCUUCUCCAACGACACCGACCGCUUCGCCCGCUCCUGGCAGCCGGACUCUGCCUUCCGAAAAAUCCCUCAAGAUUCCAACGACGUCAGCUUCCUCUCCACUUCGAACUCGAUCUCCGGCGCGGACGAGGAGCCUAAUUACUUCCCCAUGAAGGUGUACCAGUCGGCGGUGACCACGGAGGGGACGCUGGAGUACGAAUUGGAGGUGGACGCGAAGAUGGACUAUACCGUGUGGCUUCACUUCGCGGAAAUCGAUUCCAGCGUGAAAAAAGUAGGGGAGAGGGUCUUCGACGUGUUCAUCAACGGCGAUAAUGUUACCAGGGUUGACAUAUACAAACAAGUUGGUGGUUUCUCUGCGUUGACUUUGCAUUACACCCUCAAGAACUUGAGCUCCAACGCGUUCACACUGAAGCUCGUGCCGGUUGUGGGUGCCCCUCUCAUUAGUGGCGUUGAGAAUUACGCAUUGGUUCCUAUCGAUCCCUCCACUCUCCCUCUCCAAGCGACUGCGAUGAAGGCGUUGAAAGAGUCGCUUCGUAUUCCUGAUAGAAUGGGUUGGAAUGGUGAUCCCUGCGCCCCUACUACUUGGGAUGCUUGGGAGGGUGUUACCUGCCGCAUGACUACCGAUAAAACUGCUCUCGUCAUAAGUGAGAUAGAUCUUGGCACUCAGGGCUUGAAAGGGUACAUAAGCGACCAGAUUAGUCUUUUGUCCAACUUGGUAAGCCUGAAUUUGAGUUCUAAUUCCUUGGCGGGCGAAAUACCAGCUGGACUGGGUCAAAAAUCUCUUAUACAAGUGGAUUUAUCAAACAAUCAGUUAACGGGAUCCAUACCUGACGGUUUGACAUCUUCGAAUUUGAAGCUCGUGCUACUGAAUGGUAACCUAUUGGAAGGGCAAGUUCCAGAGCAACUUUAUUCUGUUGGUGUGCAUGGUGGAGCUAUUGAUCUCUCUGGCAACAAGGGAUUGUGCGGUGUACCAUCUCUUCCAUCAUGUCCUAUGUUUUGGGAGCAUGGCAGAUUAUCCAGUCGGGGUAAACUUGCAAUAGGCUUGUCAUGUCUUUUUGUUUUGUGUGUGGUACUGCUGCUGGCAUAUAUCUACAUCAGGAGGAAAAGGAACGAUUAUGAUUUUGCUCUUCCUCAUGAAUUAAUUUCAUUAGCUGCCAAGAGAAACCGCUAUCAGAGGCAGAAAUCGUUGAUGCUUCUUGAGCUAGAGAGUCAACAUGCCAAGGGACUACCUUCACCUUUUACUCCACUAUAACUUUUUUUUUUCAACUGAUAUGAAAGAUUCAUUUCAUUGGUUUCGGGUAAACAUACACAGUUAUUGCUUAGAGAAGGUAAUUAAAUGUAACAGGCUAGCAGCAUCCCUGGGCCAUCAGGCAAAGUCACAUUAGAAAGAAAAAAAAGAAAAUGAUUUACAGGGGUUGGUCUGCUUUUCUUCUACAACUUUGCCAUGUCGAGGAUUGCUCAAGAUUCCUAGUGCCACACACAGUGAAAAUAGUUUCCUGAAUCAUCAAAGAAAGGAAUAUCCCUUGUUGUAUCUCUAGCCAUCUGUACCUUUUGAUGAACACACAUACCUGACAAAUAAAUAACCUCAUCAAUGUAUACAAUUGGAGCCAGAACUUGGCCUCCAGUUUUUCA
Molecule: messenger RNA, 2466 nt
Organism: Vigna angularis (adzuki bean)
Lineage: Eukaryota; Viridiplantae; Streptophyta; Magnoliopsida; Fabales; Fabaceae
Product: receptor-like protein 4
Exons: 9
Coding region: 164-2086 (640 amino acids)
Molecular function (GO): protein binding
Source: RefSeq, a predicted model, not a curated record